Molecule: messenger RNA, 1065 nt
Organism: Papaver somniferum (opium poppy)
Lineage: Eukaryota; Viridiplantae; Streptophyta; Magnoliopsida; Ranunculales; Papaveraceae
Exons: 5
Coding region: 475-1065 (196 amino acids)
Source: RefSeq, a predicted model, not a curated record
AUGGUGCCAGUAGGGGAGAAAGGUUGGGUGAAUGAAGAAGAUAGGUUUGGUGAUGUCUAUAGAAAAGGGGUGUCUGAUUUUAUCGAUUUUGACUGAGUGAAGGUGGAAAGCAAGAGUCUUGGGUGUAAAGUCUGCCUAGAUUCAAACCUGGUGGUGGUAAACUUGAACUCAAGAGAAUAGACAAAUACAUCGAUGAACCUGCUAUAAUGGAUUUUGAGGCCAAUAGGAUGGCCUCCAAUCGAAGCAGUUCUGGUCCGUCUAUAUCAGCUACCACAUCAUCGCAGCAAAAUGUAUCUUGCUCGUCUGCAAAACCGAAGCUGAUUGUUGAAGUCAAUAUUGAUGGCAAGAUCGAAGGAGAUGCGGCAGCGAGAUUCUCUACUAGGCUAGGAGAGCUCAUAAGGACUCAUAUUCCUAUAUCAUACAAGGAGUGGAGGUUGGCCCCUGUCAAUUUUAAAGACGACGUGGAAUGCUUUGAUGGGUGAAUUUUCAUUGACUGUUGACCCAGCAGUCUGCCGUGAAAUCAUUGAAGUGUCAUUUCCACCGUAUUAUAGGAGAUUCAAAUACGAGUUAAGGAAGGCAUUAAAACGGAUAGUAAAAGCUCUUAGACAAGCAGAAAAAGCAUCUCUUAGAGUUGAACAAGCAAUAAAGGAGGGAGUUGAAAUACCUGAGGCUGAGGAGGAAGAUGAAGAUGAAGCACUUCCAGAACUCACUCCAGAAAUUUGGGAAAGUGUAAGAGAAGAUGUUCCACCUAGGAUUAAUGGGAUUAAUCCAAAUAUCUGGAAGGAAUUUGUUGAUAUGGAGAAAAAUCCUGAAAAGAUAGCAAAGAAUAAGGUGAAUGCAGAGAGCAAAGCAAAGAACACUAUCCACCAUACACUUGGGAGGUGCACAUACCACAACAAGAAGCAUAAGUUAGAUGAAAUGAGCGAAAAAGUGGUACUACCGUCGACUACAGAGAAAUGGUUAUACGGACAUUUAAGACGUGAUGGGACUGUCCAUCCCAGUGCAUGGCAAAGUAUCAGGGGCUCUAGAGAGGAACAAAAGGAAAGGAGAUCAUUCAAGUUCUAG